GACUUUCCGCCAUCACCGGGACUACAAGCCCCAGCAUGCUUUGGGUAACCCGGGGCGGUAAUGGCGGCGGCAGCGCCUGCGCAUUGCGGUCUCCGUGCGGACCGCGCAGAGUGAAUAAUAAAGCUCUCCUCCUCGGUGGUAGCGGGCGGCGGCGGAGGGAGUGGAAGGCAGGAGCAUGUCGAAGGGCCCGGUAGCGACCGGGCCUCCCGCGACCGGGCCGGUGGCGCCCGCCAGCGCGCUCCAGGCGCAGCCCGAGAAGCCGCAGCACUACACAUACCUGAAGGAAUUCCGCACAGAGCAGUGCCCACUCUUUGUGCAGCACAAGUGUACUCAGCAUAGGCCCUAUACAUGCUUCCACUGGCACUUUGUCAACCAGCGUCGCCGCCGGUCUAUCCGCCGUCGGGAUGGCACCUUUAACUACAGCCCUGACAUUUACUGCACCAAAUACGAUGAGACCACAGGGAUCUGUCCAGAAGGAGAUGAGUGUCCAUUCCUGCAUAGAACUACUGGUGACACAGAACGUAGAUAUCACCUGCGCUACUACAAAACUGGAAUCUGCAUCCAUGAGACUGACUCGAAAGGAAACUGCACCAAGAACGGUCUCCACUGUGCUUUUGCUCAUGGGCCCCAUGACCUCCGCUCUCCAGUUUAUGAUAUCAGGGAGCUUCAGGCCAUGGAAGCUUUGCAGAAUGGUCAGACUACAUCAGAGGGUGGCAUAGAGGGUCAGUCUGCAGUUGCCGCUAGCCAUGCUAUGAUAGAGAAAAUACUCAGUGAAGAGCCAAGGUGGCAAGACACAACAUAUGUUUUGGGAAACUACAAAACAGAACAAUGUAAGAAGCCCCCACGUCUCUGUCGACAGGGUUAUGCCUGCCCUUACUACCAUAAUAGCAAAGAUAGAAGAAGGAGCCCCAGGAAACACAAAUACAGGUCAUCCCCAUGCCCCAGUGUGAAACAUGGAGAUGAGUGGGGAGAUCCCAGUAAGUGUGACAAUGGAGAUGCAUGCCAGUACUGUCACACCCGCACAGAACAACAAUUUCAUCCAGAGAUCUACAAAUCAACAAAAUGUAAUGACAUGCAACAGUCUGGCAGCUGCCCCCGAGGACCCUUCUGUGCCUUUGCACAUGUAGAACAACCUCCACUUAAUGAAGAGUUACAAUCAACAUCCUCUGUUUCCAGUCCUACACAAACAGGCCCUGUAAUGUAUAUGCCCUCGGCAGCAGGCGAUUCUGUUCCCGUCAGCCCUUCUAGUCCACAAGCCCCAGACCUUAGCAAUGUAUGGAAUAAACCAGGAACUCUGCCAACCAGCCCCACUUCUACUACAAUUCUCUGUAGGAAUAGCAGUCUUGGAAGCCCAUCUAAUAUAUGUGGGUCUCCUCCUGGUGCCAUUGGAAAACCCCAUAGUUUGGAAAGCAUUGGCUUCCCCACAGAUUCAGUAACUGCAGCCAGCAGCUACAAGAAGGCACCAGGAUUUGAGCGGGAAGACUUGGUUGGAGCAGAGUACCUAAAGAAUUUCAAAUGCCAGCAGGCAAAGAUUAAAUCCCAUUCCUUGGAACAUAGAACCCAAGAACAGCCUCUGUUACAACCAAAACAGGAUAUAUUGGGGAUUCUUCCUGUUGGCAGCCCACUGACAUCUAGCAUCUCUUCUAGUAUCACUUCUAGUUUGGCAGCAACACCGCCAAGUCCAGCAGGCACAAGCAGUGUCCCUGGCAUGAAUGCAAAUGCCCUUCCAUUCUACCCAACCAGUGACACAGUGGAGUCUGUGAUAGAGUCUGCCUUGGAUGACCUGGACCUGAACGAAUUCGGAGUGGCUGCCCUGGAGAAGACAUUUGACAGCAGCUCGGUGCCCCACACGAGUGGCAUCAUGAUAGGUGGGAGUUUGCUGCAAAGUUCUGCUCCUGUAAAUAUCCCUGGGUCCCUUGGAAGUUCUGCCUCCUUUCACUCUGCCUCUCCUUCUCCACCGGUCAGCUUAUCAUCGCAUUUCCUCCAUCAGCCCCAGGGACACUUAAGCCAAUCAGAAAACACAUUCCUGGGGACAUCAGCUUCUCAUGGAUCAUUAGGUUUAAACGGGAUGAACAGCAGCAUAUGGGAGCACUUUGCUUCUGGAAGUUUUUCACCCAGUACCUCGCCUGCAUUUCUGUCGGGUCCAGGUGCUGCUGAGCUGGCCAGGCUGCGGCAGGAAUUGGAUGAAGCUAACAGCACAAUAAAGCAGUGGGAAGAAUCUUGGAAACAAGCCAAACAGGCCUGUGAUGCUUGGAAAAAGGAAGCUGAGGAAGCUAAUGAUCGUGCCAACACGGCAACCAUAGAAUGUGAGCUAGCCCGGGAGCAGAGGGAGGCCUUGGAGCUGCAAGUGAAGAAACUCCAGGAGGAAGUGGAGAGGAUCCACACUGGCCAGGACCCCCAGUUCCUGCGUUCGCUCUCUGAUGUAGAGACCCUCUCCCUCUCCACACUCUAUAAUCUCCAAAAACAGCUGCGUGCCAACCUGGAAAGAGUUGAUAAGGCAGUGUUUCAGAUGCAGUCGGUGAAAUGCCUCAAGUGCCAGGAAGAGAACCGGGUGGUACUCCCGUGCCAACACACUGUGCUGUGUGAAACGUGUGCUGAGGAGGGCGAAUGCCCCAUCUGCCAUCCCAACAGGCCACACACUCUCCAGUCGUGACCCUACUAGGACAUUUGGUUUAGCAUAUCACACAUAGAACUUUUUAACUUUAUAUAUAUAUAUAUAUAUAAAUAUAAUAUGAAUAUAUAUAUAUGAAUAUAUAUAUAUAUAUACAUACAUAAAAACAAAAAUUAGUUGCAGAGCACUUUUUAAUACUUUGCAUCUCCCAUUUAAAGGUUCCCCCACCCACCCAGUCCUGCUAAGUCUAACUCCUUAGGGACUUUUAUGGCUGUUUUUAUGUAGAUCAAAGGGCAGUUUGCAGAGUUUGUUUCCUCUCUCUCCCCUCCCCCUUUCCUAUUUAGGAUGUAACCCUUUUUUAGUCUUCUGAAUAAAGAUUUAGAGGGAAGGGGAAGAGGGGCUUGCAAGUGCUUUCCAGGGUGAGGACCGGAUCUGUGGGGAGAAGAGACACGGAAAUCAAAUUUCUGAUCAUGUCUUCGUCCUCCUUCUCUUGGCUCUUACUUCAUCAUCAUUUUCAUCUUUUUAAAGCAGCUGUCAUGCUCUUAGCUUAACAACAAGAGAAUCCCCUUUGCAGUUCUUCCCCAUUGAGAGCUUCAGGCAUUCAGAACUCUUGUUGGCCUUCAGUAUGGGUGAGGAUCUUUGGAUAUCUGUUUGAAAAAUAAGCAUUCACUUUUUAAAAGUCUUUUUACACACUUGUAGGUUUCUACCAAAGCAACAAAAGGAGCAAAAUUUCAAACAAACCAGUGAUGGCAGGCCAGUAGUCACAAUAGUUUUACUCAAAAGCAUUACUUAUCAGUGGAACUUCGUAAAGAGGAAAAGUCUGAGUUUGUGGUCUGUAUUCUCUUGGCAAUUAGGAUGUGCUUCAGAGCUGUGGAUAAUGCAAAUGGAAGGCAUUCUAGGUGGCAGGUAGAGGUGGAAGUGUGAAAUGAUGAAGACCUGCUUUGGAAAAGCCUGUGUCUUUUCUGGUUGCUUGCUGGAGGUUGGGGUGGGGUAUUCUUCCUAGGCUUUGUUUUCAUUGAUAAUUAAAUGGAGGUAGGUGGAACCUUUUAAACUUUUUUAGUCUGCCCAAUACAGGCCUGCAUAACUUGUGACCCACCAGUUAGGUAGGGUGGCCCUUUGGGACUAAAUCAGUUUCCUGUUUUUGUCUGCCUGCCUGGGACCGCAGAAAUGGGGUAUUGGUCAAGUAUCUGGCUAGAGGGUACAAUGUUCAGUUGGUCUACAUUUGGUCAGCUGAUGCCAUGUUACUCACCCCAAACCUAAUACUUGGUACUUCCUGAUGGGUAGAAACAAUAUGUCUCUUCCGCUGCUGUUCCCAUACCACGAAUGGUACUGUUACCAGCGUCGCGGUGUAACAUAUCCACCCUAUAGUUCAGACAAGAGUUGGUUUUUUACUUUGAGUGUUAAGAAAAAAUCAUUCAGGUUUUUUAACAGAGCAAGCUCAUCUGUUUGCCCUGGACAGCACUUUGUGUUGCUAGCAUACAGUAAGAUGUGGUGCACCACCAUGAACUUGGGGAAUGUAGAAUGUGAUAGAGGAGCGGAGGACAUUUUCAGAAGUUAACACUGUGUGUUUCUAUCUUGCUGCCAAAAAUUUGGAGUUGCAUACUGAAUUGAAGCAUGGAUUUCCUUCAGAUGUAAUUUCUGCAAAGUAAUAGCGGAGCUAUUGUGAGGAAGAAAUAAUUUUAAAUUCACAGCCAUGGGACAAACACAGAAUUUUGCAAAUGUUCAGGGACCCCAAUAUGAAAAUGUUUCCAGUGGCAAGAAAUAGAUUCACAAAAUGCAGAACUGGGAGCAGGCAAACAGAGAAUCCAAGAUAUUGGAAUAUCCUCUCUUGAAAGAUUAGCUAGCUGCUUAGGUGUCAAGUGGAGUUACGUUCCUAAUCCGCUUCACAUUCUUCUGAUUUAUAGUGAAUGCCACGAGGCCAUACUUAAAGCGCUGUUCGUAGGCAAGAAAAGAUGGGGUUGCCCAGUCCACAGUGUUUCACUUCUCAAAUACAUUCCUUUUCCUUCUGACUAGGGAAACCUUCUUACUCUUCUAUCUUACUCCUCACUAGUUUAGGUUUCCGGUGAAGCUAGCCUGUCUUCUUUGCAGGAGGAUAUCGUUGGUUGUGAUCCCUGUUUAGGUAUAGACGAUCUGGGGACACCCAAGGCUUUCUAUAGUCUUAGGCUGCGUCUGGGAUCAGUUGUGUUUGGUCCAUUUGAAUUGUGUGCAGUCGAAUCUUUGUAGCCCAGAGGCUUGAGACCGGUCCCCAACAGAUGGGAACAUUCAUCAGGCAUGUAUGUGAUACACUAUUUGCACAGCCCAGAGAGUAAUUCUGGAGUUGGUGGGGGCCUGAUCCUCCUGCCCUUCUGCUUUGACAUUAAAAGCACCAAGCCAAAAAUGAGAGACGCUCCCAUGCAGACGUGCCCUUUCUACUGCUCUGCUCAUUCUUACGAAAGAUAGUCUAGUUGUUCCUUUGGGUUAGCAUCUCUGUUAACUCUGGGUCACCUUAGUGUAGCUGCAAAUGCCCUUAUUUGGCUGGGUACCUGCAGUAGACAACUUCCAUGAAGAUGGAGAACAUUUUCCCAAAACGGCCAUAAAGCCUGAGUCUAUAAAUGCAUUCCUCCUUAAUAUUGGGUGUGCACUUGCUAGAGAACUACUUAGACCAGAACCAUUUGUCAUGGACAGCAUUGACUACUAUUUAUAUUGCCCAUCUCUUACUAGGCACAGUGCAUCUAGCCUUGAGGGAUACAUUUCAUAGGUUAGGCUUUUUAUACAAAUAGACAGAAAUCUUUUUGGGUCCCAAGCAACCAGCAGCUGGAUUAUCGGAGCAAUCAUUAAUUUAGUUCUUGUGCUUUUGUGGGCCAGAAUGAAUAAGGUUUCCAAGCUCUGAGCAGAACUUAACUACACCUAUUAAAAAAGAAACUUACAGUGCAAUCCUAGGCAUGUUUACUCAGAAGUAAGCACCAUUGAAUGCAAUGGGGUUUGCCCCCUAGUAAAUGUGUUUAGGAUUGCAGCCUCCACUAAUAAUUUCCAUUGAGAUUAAAUUUGCACUCUUCCCAGAGUGCUUUACAAAUGGUGUUAACUCACUGAUUAUGUGUUAACCUUUGAUUAUGUGUGGUAGGCUUCCAGGAAUAUAUAUUGGGGCCUAAAUCCAACUGACUUUCAUUGAAAUUUGUGGUUUGGAAUAUUUUUUGUGUUAAGCUUGUAUCCAGUAAAUGUGUCGUCCUGCAGUUCCCGAGUGGUAGAACUCCCACUGCAGUUUGUUUUGACUUGUUCAGACAUUGCAACAGCCUGUAGGCAACAAAAAGCAACGGUCCAGUCCAGAAGGACUCUAAUCUGUCAUUUUGAACUGGGGAGUUUGUUUAACAUGUAAAAGUGUAAUAUUUAGAUUUAUAAUCUCACUCCCUUGCUCACCAGUCUCUGCUUCAUUUGCAGUAGUUGACCCACCUUUCCCCAACCUGGAAAAGCACUGGAAACUCUAAGUUAUCAUUCUUUUUCAUAAGGGUAAUCCAGCUACUCACUGUCAGGUUUUUCCUCUGGAGUAUUUUCAUAUUUAAUGCAAGUACAUCAUUAGAUUUGCUUCCACAAUUCCACCCUCCCAUAUUUGGGGGGCUAAUAUGCAUUCCCAGAUGAUCUCAAAGUGCAGCUCUGUUUAGGAUUUUUUUUUUUUUAAUUAACUUUUAUGUUUGGUAAAACUGCUUUUUUUCAAUGUGUAUAUUGUACUAGUAUCUGUUGUGUUUUUUUAAAAGAACACCUAAUUGGCUUCUUUCUUUUCUUUUUUGUAUGGAGAGACGCUGCUGGCUGACUCUUGUGGUUGUGUUCGUUUUUGGUUGUAGCCUUUGAAUGUCUGUGCCAUGGGGCUUACCUGGUCUCCAAGGCCAGCAAACAUGCCUCAGUCUUAAGGAAAGCUUGUUUGUUUAAAAUAUGUGAACAUUUUUAAAACAUACACACACAAAUUUAAAUUAUGGGGGAGUAAUAAUACUCUGCUGGAAAUAAAAUGUACUAAACUAUUUUGGUAACUAACUUAAAGAUCAUAGGAAAUAAACUCUUUGAAUCGGG
Molecule: messenger RNA, 6649 nt
Organism: Podarcis muralis (Common wall lizard)
Lineage: Eukaryota; Metazoa; Chordata; Lepidosauria; Squamata; Lacertidae
Gene: UNK
Product: unk zinc finger
Biological process (GO): cell morphogenesis involved in neuron differentiation
Molecular function (GO): metal ion binding; mRNA CDS binding
Source: RefSeq, a predicted model, not a curated record